This is a messenger RNA of Tremella mesenterica DSM 1558, 875 nucleotides long. RefSeq lists its product as uncharacterized. The record is from RefSeq and is a predicted model, not a curated record. Gene Ontology annotation, biological process: aerobic respiration; electron transport coupled proton transport; mitochondrial respiratory chain complex I assembly. Lineage: Eukaryota; Fungi; Basidiomycota; Tremellomycetes; Tremellales; Tremellaceae. Gene Ontology annotation, molecular function: 4 iron, 4 sulfur cluster binding; NADH dehydrogenase (ubiquinone) activity; quinone binding. Bases 79 to 783 code for a protein of 234 amino acids. The transcript is spliced from 6 exons.
GAACAACUGAGGAUCGACUGUUGUCUUUCUUACCUGGCAUCGUCUCCUUCUUCCUAAUAACCUCAUAUAGAUUACAAAAUGGCCAACAUUAUCAGUGCCGGACUACGCACAGGAGCUUUCACUAAACCUUCCACCUCCCUCCUCCGUCCUACACUUGCCAUCGCUCGACCAUUACACAACACUUCCAUCGCCCUCAGACCGAAUACCCCCUCCUCAUCAAUUAACUCAGCCGAUUCUUCUCCAUCCACUACAACACCCCUCACAGCCAUCGCCCAACAAGGUAGCAACCAACUAUCCCUCGAAACACCUCGUAAUGGAGCGGAAUACGUCUUGUCCACAUUGGACAAAGUGGUAAACUGGGCCAGACAAGGUUCCAUGUGGCCCAUGACUUUCGGACUGGCUUGUUGUGCGGUGGAAAUGAUGCACAUGGCAGCGGCGAGAUACGAUCAAGAUCGUCUGGGUGUAGUCUUUCGAGCAAGUCCGAGACAGAGCGAUAUCAUGAUCGUUGCUGGAACUUUGACCAACAAGAUGGCGCCGGCUUUGAGGAAGGUGUACGACCAAAUGCCUGAACCUCGAUGGGUCAUCUCCAUGGGGUCUUGUGCGAAUGGUGGUGGCUACUACCACUACUCUUACUCCGUAGUUCGAGGUUGUGAUCGGAUCGUACCUGUUGAUAUAUAUGUCCCAGGAUGUCCUCCGACCGCGGAAGCCCUGUUAUAUGGGAUGCUUCAGUUACAGCGCAAGAUGAGACGUAACCGUGCUGGAGUGCGUUGGUACAGAAAGUGAUCCGUGGCGAUAGUAUGUGAACCUCAGGUAUGGCGAUUGCUCCUUGGUUCUGGUCCCUUUCUGGUCCACUUGAUGCAUAGAGAGCUGCAUUG